GUGAGAAAAUGUCAGGAUUUGUCAAUCGUACAAGCAUCCUAAACGUGAGAUAGUCUAUAAUCCGAACACACACGUUUUAAGAACUACCUUAUUGCAGCCUGUGUUAACUCAUACAAAUAGGAUUUCCUUUUCAACUGCUAGAUUCGGUGCCGCUUAUUGUUUAUAAAAAGAUUGUUGUAUUUAAAAUCUGGUGCCAGGAUGAAUCAACUUAGCCAAUCCAGUUUCGAUCUUGUUCUCCGUGUUCGUGGUAAGGAAAUUCCAGUGCACAAGCUGAAGUUGGUCGAUGCCAGCAAAUACUUCGAAGGUCUUUUCAGUGGUUAUUUCGCAGAUUCUGGGACCAAUGUCAUAAAUCUGGAUCAGUUUGAAACGGCAGCGGUGGAAAUGGUUGUGGAAUUCAUUUAUACUGGACAGAUGGAGUUGUCUGUCGAUACGGUAGCUGAUAUCUUCGAAGUAGCUGACUUUUUACAAGUGGAGGACCUAUUGCAGCUUUGCGAGCGCUUCUUCAUUAAAUCCCGAAUACGGUCAGUUGCCUCGGCUUCUGGAAAUUUGGAGAUUUCUGCGGUCAGGCCUCGUUACAAACCCGUCUACAAACAUAAAUCUGGAAAUCUUUCGAGGAUGUGAUGCAGACAACCGAUUUCCUGGAGCUGGAAUUUGAAGAUGACGCGUCCUGGAUGUUCAGAUUUUGGUUAAUUUGUAUAAUAUAAUAAUAUAAGCAUAAUUAAUUAUUUUGGCAAUCGAUAUUUAAUUGCAAUUACAUAUACCAAAAGAUUUAAUUAUAAA
Messenger RNA from Hermetia illucens (black soldier fly), 780 nucleotides. RefSeq names its product kelch repeat and BTB domain-containing protein 2-like. The record is from RefSeq and is a predicted model, not a curated record. Bases 199 to 621 code for a protein of 140 amino acids. The transcript has 3 exons. Gene Ontology annotation, molecular function: protein binding. NCBI's taxonomy places the organism in Eukaryota, Metazoa, Arthropoda, Insecta, Diptera, Stratiomyidae.